Molecule: messenger RNA, 4611 nt
Organism: Pseudozyma flocculosa PF-1
Lineage: Eukaryota; Fungi; Basidiomycota; Ustilaginomycetes; Ustilaginales; Ustilaginaceae
Exons: 5
Coding region: 1-4611 (1536 amino acids)
Biological process (GO): lipid metabolic process
Source: RefSeq, a predicted model, not a curated record
AUGCCGGACUUCGACCCAUCCUCUGCCGAUCCUGCGAUACGACAGCUCUCGUCGCGCUUAAGCAUGGAUCCCAGCCUGAGGGCGGCCGCACAGGCCGACGUCGACUGGGCAGACGAUGACUGCGGCAGCGAGCCCAAACCCGCCAAUGGCGCUGCAGACAGCGACUCCGCCAUGAGCACCCCAGCGUUCACAACCCCGCCGCUGCCGCCGCCAUCCCCGCCUGCUAGCGAACGAUACCUAGACCGAAGCGAGGACAAGGCGUCGACGAUCAGCAUGCCCUGGUCGGCGCACACAGCUUCGAGCGCGAGCAACGCCCUCCUGCAGUAUGCGACGGGCCCGACGCUGCUGCCACAGCAGAUUGCAGAGGUCGUCUCCAACCUCUCGCUCCUCGCACGAGUGUCCCUCAAGUCGGCCGCGUUCUUUAUCGAGCUCGUCCUCGAGACGGCCAAGUACGGCACGGGAAUGGGUCUCGGGAUAACUCGACGGGCUCUCAUCAGCGCCGUUGGCACCGCUCGUGCGCUCCAUUCGAUCGGAUCGGGCCAGGGCUGGAACGCGCAGGACGCCGGUCGACCCAUGACGAUAGCAAACUCGGUCCGCAACGCCAACGAUGCGUUCCUCUCCCUGCUGGACAAGUACACGGCCGUUGGCAUCUAUUUGAUCCAUCACACUUUCACGAUGGCGGAGCUCUUCGCCAUGAGCAGCUUCUACAUCGCCUCGAGCAGCAUCCAGGUCGGCCUCGCCGCUGCCGACGAGUCCGUCCGCACGAUCGACGGCAUCUUCGGGUCCAACGAGACCUCGCGGGCGCUGGCCUCGUUCAUCACGCUGGUCAGGAGCGAGAUCCGCGGCGAUCCACGCUUCGCCGACAGAGGGAGCCUGAGCAUCCUCGCCACCCUGACCAAGGCUAUCACGGCCUUUGCUGUGCUCCAGAAGUCGACCUACAAGCGCAGCGCCAGGAGCAUGAAGAUGAGGGUGCUCUACGACUGCACCGUGCUGGGCGAGGUCGAGACAAAGAGCUGGCGCUCGAUGAUCGUGGGCUCCGGCAACUUUGUCAAGACCCAAGGACCGCCGGAGCCUCAGCUGCUCAAGUCGUCAGACGGUGCGCACACCCCGCCAGCCAUCUCCAACGGUUCGCCGACCGGCACGUUCCGGGACCUCCCUGAAUCGAGCCAGCACGGGCCUUACCCUGGCCCGCCAGCUUCGUUGGCAGGCAUGGCCUCGCCGAGCGGCCGAGCUUGGAACCAGCUAGGACAUGGGCUCUGCCUGACCGACAUUGGACCUAGCUAUGCUGAGUCGGAAUGGGCGUUGGGCGGACCAUUCUCGCCCUCAGCCCAACAGCCCACUCGCCCUGGCUCGAUCUGCGGCGACGAUGUCUCCAUCAUGGCCGAUCUCGACUUUCUCGUGGGCGCAGAGAGCGAAGCGGAACCGACGAUCUGGACGGCCGCCGAGCUGCCCGCGCAUCUGCAGCACGAGCUCGGAGCGUUUGACGAGGAUCACUUGCGGCGCGGCGUUGCGCUCGAAGGGCUGCAACUUGGUGGCCCCGGUCAAGUGCGCAGGUACGUGCGCAAGCGUCCCGGUCCCGGCAGGAACGAGACCGUCUACGAAGUGACAACCGAGACGAUCGAGACGACCGAGACCACCACGACUACCGAGGAAUGGCCAGGACGAACGUCUCGAACACACCUCGGGCCCCCGCAGAAUGGUGGCGGCGGUGGAGGCGGUGGCUCGAGCGUCGUUGAGCGUGACAUCACAACCUCUCGGAGCGGCCACGGCAUGCAGUCGAUAUUCGACGGCGGUCGAGAGACAUCGUACGAGCAGGAGGAGGAGUGGUGCGAGGUGGCACGAACGACCAAUGAUCCUCCCUCUGCCCGAUCCGACAGCAUAGACACUCUGACCGCAGGGUCUCCUCGAGCCACCAUCCUGGACGCCAUGGACAUCGACGGCGCCGACCAGGCCGAGGCCUUGCCGGAGGCGCCCAACGGCGGUCCCAUCAUCCGCCGCAACCGGGAGGGUACCCGCGGAGACCGGAAUUUAGAUCCGACGACAAAGAUGCAGGUGGUUCUCAAGACGAUGACCAAGAAGCUUAUACAAAAACGACGGACGGUGCGAAAGAUUGAGCUGCGGAGCGACACCGAGGAUGACGAAAUGCUCAACGCCGUCGAUGAGCCCUGGCAAGGGCACGCUCGCCUCGCAGCGCCACUCGAAGACGCCAGGCACGAGCGCGAACAGACGUCGCGAGCGUUUCCGCAGCACGGCUCAAGAACCGCGCCGGCAAGCCCGACCACGGAUCGCCACCUCUUCUUAUCUCGCGCGAUGCCACGCUCGCGUCCUGCUGCGGAAGCGGCACCCACACGGGAGGACAAUGCGGAGAUGGCCAACGGUCUGCAGAAGGUGCUCAAGAUGGCUCGAAACUCGCUCAAGAGCCCGCACAGUGGCAAUCACAUCCGCCCACUGCUCGCCAGCAGCACGCUGAGCGGUAGGAGACGGGCGACGCCGGACUCUGAGCCACCGACGCCGGCCGAAUCUGCAGAUGACAUGGAUACGACGCCAAAGAGAGCCUCGUCCAGGAGAUCGGCAGACGGAAAGCAGCAUGACAAGAGGCAAGGGAAGAUGCAGUCCGGCCUGGGACCGGGCGCCUCCCCUCGCACUAAGCGCACCGCGUCGGCAGCAGAGGCCACCGAAGCGAAAGCUGCAAAACAGACUGGCUCAAUGAGCCCAAAGAAGUCCGUAUCGCGAGGGACACUGAAGGACCUGCCACCGAUCCCUUCUCGCACCGACUCAAGGGCGGCUUCUCAGGCCGAGUCUGGGCACGGCUGCAGGGCCGCCGCCAAAGACCUCGCAAACAGUUCCGCGCCGUUCCCGACGGCGUCGACGGGGACCCAGCGAGACAAGAGGCGUUCGAGGGCGCCGUCGAUCACAUCGCUGCACUCGUACGCUUCGCGGACACAUAAACAGAGCACCGCUCGUGGGCCGGCGCCAGGCAGCUCAUACACCGAACCUGCUGGCGCCUUCCCCCGAGCGCACCUUGUCGUCAACCUCUACAAGUUCAUGCGUCACUCGUCCGCCGCCUACGGGCAAAACUUCAUGCGCAUCCUCGGCAUCGGCAGCCUCGAUUACUUCUUCCCAGACACAAGCAAGCACCAUGCCAACGUCUGGGCGUUUGCCCACCACGUCGGGAUUCCGGUGGACUGCAUCCUCCUCAACAGCUUCUCGGAGCCACAGUCGCUGUCGUCGGAACGCAUGUCGCCACUGGUCAACUACGUGGCCAUCGACGAUCAGGCACAGGCGGUUGUGCUCACCUGCCGCGGCACACUCGGCCUCAGCGAUAUCUUGACAGACCUGACUUGCACCUACGAGGACAUUGAGGUGCCCGGCGGGAAGCGCGGGGAAGUCUACCAGGUCCACUCUGGCAUGCUGGCUUCCGCCAAGCGGCUCUCGUCGGCUCGCGGAACCGUGAUGCAGACGAUCGCCAACGCCCUGGAAGCGAAUCCAGACUACGGCCUCGUCGUCACCGGUCACUCACUCGGAGGCGGCGUGGCCGCACUGCUCGCCAUCCUCCUCAGCUGCAGAUCGACGUAUUUCCAGGAGCAGGUGUUGCUGCAGAGCAAGCAACAGGGUCUACAAGCUGGCAGCGGCUCCAUCCGCCAUCCCAAGAUCACCACGCCGUUUGUCACUGCUCUCGGCUCGGGCUUGCCAGCAGGGCGACCGAUCCACGCCUAUGCGUACGGCGUGCCCGCGGCAACCUCGCUGGACUUGUCGCGCUAUUGCCGUGGUCUGGUCACCAGCGUCGUGCAUGGCCACGACUUUGUGCCGACGCUAUCGCUGGGCAUGGUGCGCGAUAUGAAGAACGUGGCACAGACGCUCUGCUCCGACGCGGAGACUGACACGCCGCAGCAGAUUGUCGGCAGAGUCAUCGGGCUCUAUCAGAAGCGCAGGAGCGCCACGGGUCGCGACGAGGCGAGGCGCGCACAGCCAGCUGGCCUCCUCGAGGAUGGUGUGCCGCGGCCCUCGGACCCGCCAGCCCACGAGCGAGACUUGAUCAUGGAGCCCGAGGAGCUCAAGCAAGGACGCAGCCGCAAUCGCGCCAACGACUCGGGAUACCAGGACCCAAGACUCGCGGACGACGACCUCGAUCCUUUCUCCUACUCGCAGGGAGGUGGACUAAAUCCCGGCUCGGCCUCCCGCGGCGCACAAACGUAUGGCGCAGCUGGAGACGCCGGCGACGACGACGCCGAUCUGCAAGACUGGCUGUGGAGCUUGAUCAAGACGAUCCGGGCCGACAUGUGCGAAGAGAAGCUCUACCCGCCCGGCGAAGUCUAUUGCAUCGAGUCUUUCCCAGUCUUUGUCACGCCGCGAAUGCGCCCGCCGGGCGAGGGCGCGACGCCUUCGUCGCCUCGAACAUCCUCGCCCGAGUCGCCGCAAGCGGGCGAUGGAACCGAGGAUGGACGGGCCGAAGCGCACCGUGUCAUCCUGCGUUUCUGCGAGGACGUCGAGAAGCGCUUCUCGGAGCCCAUCUUUGCCAAGAGCAUGCUGCGCGACCACAUCCCCACCAAUUACGAGCUCUGCAUGUCGCUCCUUUUCGAGAGCGUCGUGCCGCGGGCACCCGGAUCGUGA